AAAAUCACGUCAUAGGCAAUACGCCCUCCUUUUGGCAUCUACAGUAGUACUGAUUUGCGCUACUUUUAACUUCAUUGUGUACUUUCGGGUGCAAGUUCUCUGCCAUCGUCUUGAGUCCCCACUCUGGGGCCCUCUGCAUGAGUGACACAUCAGUCUGCCAUGGAACCUGGCCCUGCACUGGCCUGGCUUCUGCUCCUGAGCCUGCUGGCUGAUUGUUUGAAAGCUGCUCAGUCCCGAGACUUCACGGUGAAAGACAUUAUCUAUCUCCACCCUUCAACCACCCCAUAUCCUGGUGGAUUUAAAUGUUUCACCUGUGAAAAGGCAGCAGACAAUUAUGAAUGCAACCGAUGGGCUCCUGACAUCUUCUGUCCUCGAGAGACUCGAUAUUGCUACACUCAACACACAAUGGAAGUCACAGGAAACAGCAUCUCUGUCACCAAACGCUGUGUCCCAUUGGAAGAAUGCUUGUCCACUGGCUGCAGAGACUCAGAGCAUGAAGGCCACAAGGUCUGCACCUCCUGCUGCGAAGGAAAUAUCUGUAACUUGCCACUCCCUCGAAAUGAAACUGAUGCCACAUUUGCCACGACGUCCCCUAUAAAUCAGACAAAUGGACACCCACACUGCAUGUCGGUGAUUGUGUCCUGCUUGUGGGUGUGGUUAGGACUCACAUUAUAGCAGCUCAACAGUGCCAUAUUAGCAAUGAUCUUUGGGAUCUUGAUGAUCCAGUCAUGCACGAGUCAUUGGCCAGACAGUAAUUCCACAUAUGAGACCACUGCACUCAUGAACAUUACUACAGCCAGGCGUUGGCAUUACCAUGAAGAACAAGCAUCAUUCCAAUGUUGUCAUUUCGAGUCAACCCAAGAACCCAUCAAAAUUAGCCUGCCCACAACGUAGACCCUGAGUUCUAUACCACACACCUUUGUUUUCACCCCACAAAAUAGUUAUUUCUUAUUGUGAUCUGAGGUUCUUGGUUUAGAAUUUGUGCAUGAGCUGCAGGAGGUCCUAGAAUCCUUUGAGAUGUUAGAAAUAUGUUAUAUCGAUUUUUUUUUACAAGAAAGAUAACCACUGGUUUAAUUACAAUGAUUUAUUCCCUUAUAGCUUCAGAACUUUAAAACUACAAACCCCAAAGGAAUGGGCUAUUUCCUUUGAGAUUCUGACUGAGUCCCUGGAAGAAGAGUAAGCAGUUUGCUCAAUUUAAUUUUCCCAGCCUUCACCUUUCAUUGCUAAGAAUCAUAUUUUCUGUUUCAUGUGGAAGAUUAAAAGGAUAUGGUAAAAUCUUGGUGUAUUUGUUGGGAUGGCUAGAGAAGGAUUUUCCCCAACUUAAGGAAACCAACAUCCAUAAAGUAGCUAUGUUUAUCCCUUCGUGUAACUGGUGAGAUUGGCUUUGACAUGUGACCUAAUCAUGCUGUAUGAGAACCUCCAUUCCACCUGCACCAUUGGUGUACAGAGAGUCCCAAAAGACCAUGGAGUUAUUUUCUCCAGGUGUUGGGUGCUAUUCUGGCAUGGGUAAUCUAGACAGAGCCUUCAGGAAUGAAAGGCAGAAUAUGGAGGUUAGUCCAAGUUCAUUUUGAAGGCCCAGAAGUGGUUCCUCCAGUUUAUGCCUCCAUUUGCAGUACUCACUGUCAAAGAGCCCUCUCCUUCCAAAUCCCUAGUGACAUUAGGGUUCUGCAUUAAAUUCUCUCUGGACCAAUAGAGAAAUACAGCAUAACAUAGUAGGAUGGAAAAAAAGGUAGUUGUAAGACUAGUAAGGAAACACAAUGGUAAAUUUUUAUUUCUUUUAGAUACUGCUUUUAAAGUAAAGGAUAAAAUUCACCUUCCUAUAUUCCUGGCACCUAAAGUGAUAAUUUUUCUUCUUUCUUGUAAAUCCUUUAAACAAUAUUUAUUUUUGUAUGGUAUAACUGGAACCUAAAAUAUAUUCUAAAUAUUCUUUAUUCUGAACAAAAUGAUCAAAUUAGAAUAGCUAUUUUUCAACUGGUAGAGGUAGAGAUUGUAAUAUAUGUUUAUGGAAUGUUAUCUGUAACACCAAGGUUGUGGGCAAGAGUCAUAUGUUUACCUCAAGGAUUUUGCUAAUGGCUUUCUCAGUGGUAUUAUUUGAGAAGUAUUCAAGUGGAGACCAUCACUGGUCAGAAUUUCUGGGCGAGGCUAUAAGGUAUCUUCCCACAGAUCUCAGUGGAGCCAUGGCUGAUAAAGAAGUCAGUUUUGUUGGUCUCCAUCUGCCCUGCACAGGAAACCAUCCCUGGCUCAUAGAAUGAGACCCCUUCAGGGAUCAAAUAGGAAAUAACAUCAGUCACUCUGAUUAAGAGUAGUCUAAAUUGUGUCACAUAGCCUUAAUGCAGAGUCUGGCAGGCUUAUUAAUUUGUUACUGAUAAUUGGGGUUGGGAGAGUAAACAGAGAGAAAGCAAGAUAUUUAUUUAGCACCACCUAUGUGCCAGGCACUAGGCUAAGCACUUUACAUAGUUACAUAUAAUCCCUACGAGAACUCCAUAAGGAAUAUUAUUAGCAUUUACAAUUCACAAAUGUAGGUACUGAGGCUCAAAGAAGCUCAAUAAAUGAAACCCUUUCCUUCAGAUAUAGAUGAUGUGAGAUGAAGCAGGAUUGAAAAGGCAAGGAAAGUGGAGUUACCCUUACAGGAAAACUUCCAGGCCUCGCUUCAUGGAAAUUUGUUCAUCUUAUCACGUGGAGCUUAUCUCAUCCUGCCUGUGCAGGGUGCCAUCUGCAUGUGUUCCCCAGUUGAUGUCUUUGCUUUGGAAAGUGAGGGUAUAGCCUUUUCAUUUAUACCUCUUGCUAAAGGAGGAGAUAGUUGAUAUUGCAUCAGAAGAUGCUGUAAGACAGUGGUGAUUUGAUGUUGUACAUAUUCACAAGUACCAUCUUUGUGCAUGGUCACACUCCACUGAAUGUAAUUCUGAACAGGAGAUGAGAAGGUGACUACACCAAAGCCUCCCUGGCAGGGGAUGGGGUCAGGUCAGAAGCUGCACCACCCAGGGUGCUAAUGCAAACUGCACAGAUGUGCUGCAUGCAUCCCAAUGAAAUGGUUUGUUCACUGUCCCUGGCCUCCAGGAACCAAGAAAGGGCCAUUCGUGUGAAAAAUCCAGGGCCGAUUGGCCAUCUGACUUUUCUACCACAUUAAACUUUCCUUUAAAUCUCACCAUUGGUGACAGCUUGACGUGCAAAGAGCCAUGAUGUGUAUAUUAACCUAUGUGUCACAUAUUUAUUUUUAGACUCCCCUCAACAUUCAUGUAAAGACAUUAAUGCCUAAAUGUAAAUAUUGUACAUUUUGUAAAUCAAUUAAUAAAUGUUUUAAGUGUACCUCACCAGGCUUCUUCCUGCAAAUGCAUAUGUAAAUCAAUGAUUAAGACACUUGGGUUCUGUACAAGGCAGUGGGCCUUCCUUCCAGGAGCUUAGUUUCUGGUUCUACAGGAAAAAAAAAAUACAUGCAUGUAAAGAUGUAAGAUGAUUCACCCAUGCCAUGUGAUUCAUACAGAUUGUAAGUGCUGUAGAAAAAAAAUCAAAGAAGAAAA
This is a messenger RNA of Fukomys damarensis (Damara mole-rat), 3518 nucleotides long. RefSeq names its product LY6/PLAUR domain containing 6 (gene Lypd6). Lineage: Eukaryota; Metazoa; Chordata; Mammalia; Rodentia; Bathyergidae. The record is from RefSeq and is a predicted model, not a curated record. Gene Ontology annotation, biological process: positive regulation of canonical Wnt signaling pathway. Gene Ontology annotation, molecular function: acetylcholine receptor inhibitor activity. Bases 160 to 675 code for a protein of 171 amino acids. The transcript is spliced from 5 exons.